This is a messenger RNA of Lotus japonicus, 1587 nucleotides long. Its product is annotated as heptahelical transmembrane protein 4-like. The transcript has 4 exons. The record is from RefSeq and is a predicted model, not a curated record. Bases 173 to 1339 code for a protein of 388 amino acids. Lineage: Eukaryota; Viridiplantae; Streptophyta; Magnoliopsida; Fabales; Fabaceae. Gene Ontology annotation, molecular function: signaling receptor activity. Gene Ontology annotation, cellular component: membrane.
ACUAUGCUUGCACGGUGUCAUGAUAAUAAAAACAAAGAAACUCAAAAAGUGAUUUGAUGGUGGGUGAAGAAGAAGGUGACUUGGUUGUGGCAUCUCCGCAUCUCAUCGAAGAUUCUUCAGCCAUUUGUGUCGUCGACAUUUCUUGCGUGUCGUAUCCAACAAACUCUAGGUUAUGGCCCGUGAAGAUUCCGUUGCAUUGAUGGAGAACCAACGGGAAUCUUCUGGAAGGGAAGGGAAAGGGAAACGGUUGUGGAAGAAGGUGAAGUACCAGCUCGUUGAGUAUCACUCGUUGCCUGCUUUCUUGCGAGACAACGAGUACAUUCUAGGUCAUUAUCGAUCUGAAUGGCCUAUGAAGCAGGUUUUGCUCAGCAUCUUCACCAUCCACAAUGAAACCCUCAAUGUUUGGACACAUUUGAUUGGGUUCUUCCUAUUUCUAGCAUUGACCAUAUACACUGCCAUGCAAGUUCCAAAUGUUGUAGAUCUCGAUUCACUGCAUCAUUUUCCGGACAUCCUCAAGAAGGUAGACUUGCACAAAUUACAAUCAGAACUUUUGAUGUGCCUACCUUCCAUGCCUGAUUUGCACAGACUCAGGGACGGAAUCUCAAAUUGGCAUAUUAAAGAACUUCUGUAUAAUUGUUUGCCUGUAAGCUUUUCCACUGGCAACCAGACUGAUGUUUGUGUUCUGCAUAAUGUAAAGGAGGACCUGGCAAACAUAAUAGCACCAUUGAUGAUUAGACCAAUUACAAGGUGGCCAUUUUUUGUAUUUCUAGGGGGUGCCAUGUUUUGCUUGCUGGCUAGCAGUUUUUGCCAUCUCCUCUCUUGCCACUCUGAGCGCGUAUCAUACAUUAUGUUGAGGCUUGACUAUGCUGGAAUUGCAGCCCUGAUAGCCACCUCUUUCUAUCCUCCAGUAUAUUACUCUUUUAUGUGUUAUCCAUUUUUCUGCAACCUUUACUUGGGCUUUAUUACUCUAUUAGGUAUAGCCACCAUCUUAGCUUCUCUCCUUCCGGUCUUUCAAACUCCAGAAUUCCGCACCUUCCGUGCAUCCCUCUUUUUUGGAAUGGGAUUGUCUGGUGCAGGACCAAUUCUGCACAAGCUUUUUCUCUUCUGGGGCGAACCUGAGGUAUUCCAUACAACUGGUUAUGAGAUUCUGAUGGGUGCUCUCUAUGGACUUGGAGCACUGGUUUAUGCCACUAGGAUUCCAGAACGAUGGAUGCCUGGGAAAUUUGACAUUGCCGGGCACAGUCACCAAUUGUUUCAUGUAUUAGUUGUGGCUGGGGCUUAUACUCAUUAUCGCGCAGGGUUGGUUUACCUCAGGUGGCGCGACCUUCGAGGCUGUUGAUUUGAUGAGCAGAUUGACGGUUGAGUACUGUUGUUGUUAUAUAGCUGGUUAAGUAUGUGCAAGUUUACAGUUUUAAUUGGGGAUGUUUUUUCUUUAAGUCAAACUUGAAGAUGUUUAUGUAAGUGUAACUAUAGGUAUUAUGUAUAUUCACUUAGAAUCUACAUGCAGGUCAUUAGGUCAACAAUAAAAACUUCAUGAGGGAAACAACUUCCUCUGUUUAUGUUUGUGUUAGCUGAUGUUUGUUUUCA